GUACUUGCUCUUCACGAGGGCGGCUGGCAGCUGGGAAAGACAUGCCUUUCUGGCUUCCCUCCUCGAACAUCCUUCUCGGUUUUAGCCUCGCUUCUGCCAGUACCAUAACUGUAUACUUUCUUCUGCGUCGGCUCUUAAAGAAAAACAGUGGCAUACAACGCUACGUUGAUUUUCUGACAUCAAAAGUCAUGUUCGGGUACAGUAUAGGUUUUGGCAGACACAUGGUGCCAGAAUUUGUGAGUGGUACUGUUGGCGAAAAUGGAUUUGUGCCGGACUUUCCGCAAUGCCAGCCACAAGAACCAAACAAGGGCGAAACGACUGCAGAAGAGAGCGAGAUAAGGAAGGAGAUGGCAUCGCCUGCGUCCGACCAGGAGAAACGGAAGCAGAUCAGCGUCCGCGGGAUCGCGCAAGUGGAAAAUGUGACCAACAUCAAGAAGAACUUCAACCGUCACGUACACUACACCCUGGUGAAAGACCGAAAUGUAGCUACACCGAGGGACUACUACUUUGCUCUUGCACACACUGUCCGCGACCACUUGGUUGGAAGAUGGAUUCGCACCCAACAAUACUACUACGAAAAAGAUCCCAAGCGUGUGUACUACUUGUCCCUGGAAUACUACAUGGGCCGCUCCUUGACCAACACCAUGGUGAACUUGGGAAUCCAGAAUGCCUGUGACGAAGCUCUGUACCAAAUGGGCUUAAACAUUGAAGAGUUGGAAGAAAUUGAAGAAGAUGCGGGUCUCGGAAAUGGCGGUCUCGGCCGCUUGGCUGCGUGCUUCUUGGAUUCUAUGGCAACCUUGGGCCUGGCUGCUUAUGGCUAUGGUAUCCGCUAUGAGUACGGCAUCUUCUCGCAGAGGAUCCGCAAUAUGGAACAGGUUGAAGAGCCAGACGACUGGCUGCGUUUCGGCAAUCCCUGGGAAAAGGCACGGCCAGAGUACAUGCAUCCAAUCAAUUUCUAUGGGAGGGUUGAAAAGACUGACAAAGGGUACAAGUGGGUGGACACUCAGAUCGUGUUUGCCAUGCCAUACGACGUCCCCAUACCAGGUUUCCGAAACAACGUCGUGAAUACGAUGCGACUGUGGUCGGCAAAGUCCCCAGUGAACUUCAACCUUAGAUUUUUCAACAAUGGCGACUACAUCCAAGCUGUCCUUGACAGGAACUUGGCAGAAAACAUCUCCAGAGUGCUCUAUCCUAACGAUAACUUCUUUGAAGGCAAAGAACUGCGGUUAAAGCAAGAGUACUUCAUGGUAGCCGCAACCCUUCAUGACAUCCUCCGUCGUUACAAAGCCUCCAAGUUCGGCUCGCAGUUGGAAGUCCGAAAGACCUUUGAGUGUUUCCCAGAUAAGGUGGCCAUCCAGCUGAACGACACCCAUCCAGCCCUCGCCAUCCCAGAGCUGAUUCGGAUUUUCGUGGACAUCGAGGGGCUUUCCUUCGAUAAGGCAGUCGACCUUGUGAUCAAGACCUGCGCCUACACAAAUCAUACGGUGCUUCCUGAGGCCCUAGAACGUUGGCCCGUCGGCAUGUUGGAGUACACGUUGCCACGUCACCUGCAGAUCAUGUACGAGAUCAACUCUAGGUUCCUUGAAAAAGUAGCCAAGAAAUACCCUGGUGAUGUUGACCGCCUCCGAAGGAUGUCCAUAGUUGAGGAAGAGGGUGAGAAGAGAAUUAACAUGGCACACCUUGCCAUAAUUUGCUCGCACAAGAUCAACGGAGUUGCUCGCAUCCACUCCGAAAUUCUCAAGAAGAAAGUGUUCAAGGAUUUCUACGAGAUGUACCCUGACCGUUUCCUGAACAAGACUAACGGCAUUACACCCAGGCGAUGGCUGUUGCUGUGCAAUCCCAACCUGGCCGACCUGAUCGCCGACAAAAUUGGGGAGGAGUGGAUCUCGCACCUGGAACAGCUUCAGAAGCUGAAGCCGUUGGUCAACGACAAGGCUUUCCUCCGCGAAAUUCAGAAGGUCAAGCAGGAAAACAAGCAGCGUCUGGCGGAGUACCUCACUAAGGAGACCGGUGUUAAAGUGAACCCUGCGUCCAUCUACGACAUGCAGGUGAAACGAAUUCACGAGUACAAGCGUCAGCUCCUCAACUGCCUACACAUCAUUGCAAUGUACAACCGCAUCAAGGCAAACCCCACUGCUCCCUUUGUACCACGCACAGUCAUGAUUGGUGGCAAGGCUGCCCCUGGCUACCACAUUGCCAAGCAGAUAAUCAAGCUGAUCUGUCACGUGGCCAAUGUUGUCAACAACGACCCCGUGGUGGGAGACAAGCUCAAGGUCAUCUUCCUCGAGAACUACAGAGUCAGUCUAGCCGAGAAGAUCAUCCCAGCCGCAGACCUGAGUGAACAGAUUUCGACAGCUGGCACCGAAGCAUCUGGCACUGGCAACAUGAAGUUCAUGCUGAAUGGUGCCCUAACUAUCGGGACACUCGAUGGUGCCAACGUGGAGAUGCGUGAAGAGAUGGGUCCCGAGAACAUUUUCAUCUUUGGCAUGAACGAGAACGAAGUGAAUGACCUUGCUGCAAAAGGCUACAAUGCCCUCGACUACUACAACAAGCUUCCAGAAGCCAAGAAGGCGAUAGACCAAGUCAAGGGUGGCUUCUUCAGCCCGCAGGACCCCAACAUGUUUACUGAUCUCACAAACGUCCUGCUUUACCACGACAGGUUCUUCCUGCUGGCUGACUUUGAAUCCUACAUGAAGUGCCAGGAGAGAGUGUCGAACAUGUACACCAACCAGGAGGAAUGGACGAAGAUGGCACUACUCAACAUUGCGUCCUCUGGAAAGUUCUCCAGUGACCGUACCAUCGCUGAGUAUGCGCGAGAGAUCUGGGGCGUAGAGCCCAACUGGGAGAAGCUUCCCGCACCUCAUGAAGCACCUGUGGCCGAACACUCAGAGAAGAAAUGAGUGCCGAAAGUGAAAGUAUGGUCGCCAUGAAAAAAUUUUUAGUCAAUGAAAAUACUUCUCCAACUCCUCCUCUUUCUGUGUUCAUAUGGCAGGGAAUCUUGAGGGCUGAAUGAAACUAAAGGAAUGUGCUAUCGUAAGAUACUCAGUUCCAGACGGUGAUUAUGCUCAUUUAUAUUACAGGUCUGUCCGUAGUUCACGUGUUGUACAUUCUGAAAAAUCCUAUUUUGAAUGUUGCUUUUAAAUGUGAAGAGUUUAGGUAGCAAUAAAAUUGUACCCAAGAUUAAA
This is a messenger RNA of Ornithodoros turicata, 3185 nucleotides long. RefSeq names its product glycogen phosphorylase-like. NCBI's taxonomy places the organism in Eukaryota, Metazoa, Arthropoda, Arachnida, Ixodida, Argasidae. The record is from RefSeq and is a predicted model, not a curated record. Gene Ontology annotation, biological process: glycogen catabolic process. Bases 42 to 2900 code for a protein of 952 amino acids. Gene Ontology annotation, molecular function: glycogen phosphorylase activity; pyridoxal phosphate binding. The transcript has 17 exons. Gene Ontology annotation, cellular component: cytoplasm.